GUAGUGUAGGGUCAGGACUCAGGAGUAGUGACCGAGCUGAGCACACCCGCCACCCGGCACGGCAGCAAAGCAACCCACACUAUUUACUCCCGCGCCGGCCUCUGUUUCCGCACCACCGCACCGUGCCACGCACUCCAAAGAUCCCCGCGAAUAAAAGCCGCGGCAGCCCGGGUCUCGCGGUGAGAGUGAGACCCAUCGUCCCUGUCUAUCUAGGCACCUAGCCUCGCUCGCCAGUCGCCAUGUCCUCCUCCUCCUCCUCCUCCCCGUCUCUACAGCCGCCUCCCGCCGGUGCAACCGGCGGCAGCUCCCCCUACUCCGCGUCCUCGUCCUUCCUCCCCUCGUUCAUGAUCAUCGCCGCGCUGCUCGCAUUCGUCUUCCUCGCCUCCGUCUCCAUCCACCUCCUGCUCCGCUUCCUCUCCGCCCGCUCUUCCUCCUCCUCCUCCUCCUCCUCCUCCCCGCCGUUGUCCGGACAUCCGCGCCCGCGGACCUACCGCGACGACGCGGGCUCGGCGGCCGCAUCCGUGGCGAGGCGGCCUGCCGCCACCGCGGCUCCAGCCGACGCAGGGAAGAACGAGGAGGAGGAGGACGCGGGCGACGAGAAGCAGCGGCUGAUCGACUCCCUGCCGCUGUUCACCAUGGCGUCGGCGCUCGCGGCGCUCCCCAAGAGCUCGCCCGACUGCGCCGUCUGCCUGUCGCCGUUCACGCCCGACGCCGACCUGCGCCUGCUUCCCGCGUGCCGCCACGCGUUCCACGCCGCCUGCGUCGACGCCUGGCUGCGCACCACGCCGUCCUGCCCGCUCUGCCGCGCUGCCGUCGCGCUCCCGCACCCCUCGCUCUCCGGCAUGCUCGCCGCCGCGCAGGCGAGGGCCAGGGACCGGCCCGGACCGGGAUCGAGCUUCCUCGUCGAGAUGGGCACCGUCAGCAACCGCGGCUCGCCCGCGGCGGCCGGUGGCGGCCGGGACAGGGACAGGAACAGGAACAGCCGCACCUACUCGCUCGGCUCCGCCUUCGACUACCAGAUCGACGAGGAGGUGGAAGCCGUGGUGUCCCGCGUCGCGCGCAUCGCCGCCGCGAGGGAAUCCAGCGCCGUCAAGGAGGAGAAGCCUUCAGCCGAGCAGGGAUCGGCGCCAGCGGCAGCGCCAGCGCCGUCGCCGUCUUCGCAACCGCCGCCUCCCGGCGAGACGGUGGCCGAGGCGGCGGGCUCCUCGCGCGGGUGGCUGCGGGAGUACGUGGACCGGCUGGCGUCGUCGGCCUACACGCUCUCGGAGCGGUGGAGCUCGCGCUGGAGCCAGGGGCAGAGCCAGCAGCAACGGCAGGAAGAGCCGUGGCUGUGGGACGCGGAGGCCGCGGAGAUGUCGGCGGCGCCGGGGUCCGACGACGACGAGGAGGAGACGGCGUUCAUGGCGAUGUACCGCUGGAUCGCCGGGGUCUAAAACGUAGUCGAGUAAGGUUACAGCUUACAGGGGGCUUCUGUGUCAGAAGUUUCUGGUUCAGGAGUUGAGUUGAGGUGAUCCAAAUGUUUUGG
Messenger RNA from Zea mays, 1525 nucleotides. RefSeq names its product RING-H2 finger protein ATL3J. The coding region runs from base 240 to 1433 and encodes 397 amino acids. Gene Ontology annotation, biological process: protein ubiquitination. NCBI's taxonomy places the organism in Eukaryota, Viridiplantae, Streptophyta, Magnoliopsida, Poales, Poaceae. The record is from RefSeq and is marked validated. The transcript has a single exon.